This is a messenger RNA of Bombus huntii, 1641 nucleotides long. RefSeq names its product nucleoporin NUP35. Gene Ontology annotation, biological process: regulation of DNA-templated transcription; nuclear pore organization; NLS-bearing protein import into nucleus. Gene Ontology annotation, molecular function: structural constituent of nuclear pore; phospholipid binding; single-stranded DNA binding. The record is from RefSeq and is a predicted model, not a curated record. The transcript is spliced from 4 exons. NCBI's taxonomy places the organism in Eukaryota, Metazoa, Arthropoda, Insecta, Hymenoptera, Apidae. Bases 278 to 1237 code for a protein of 319 amino acids. Gene Ontology annotation, cellular component: nuclear pore central transport channel; nuclear membrane; nuclear pore nuclear basket.
UGUAAGUAGAAAUCAAAUGUUGUUCGUUAUUUAAAUAUCUAAUCAAACGUUUAAACGGCUGUGAAUAUUUAAGUAUUUAUACACUGCGUUAAAAGUUUUUGAAAUUUGUUCAAGUAAAAGUAUUAAAAAUUCUGUGUGUAUAACCUCAACGGGCCAAAGUUAACAUCUAAUAGAAGAAUAUUUAAAGUGUAUCAAAACAAACAACAUAUAGUCUCUCUGAUUAAAAUAAGAAAUAUAUUAAUUUUUAUAUCUAACACAUAAGCAGUUAAUUCUUUUUAUGGAACCAAUGGCAUUAGGAUCACCUGUUGGAAGUCCAGUGCAAAGUCCUGGAAGUCCAGGAACUUCUGCAUACCUCCCAAAUUUCCUUCUAGGUGAUUCUACAACGCCUGCCAAAAUAAGUUUGAUGGGCCCACAAGAUAUUCUGAAACAGUCACACAUUGGUCACAGUGCACUGACCUCUCCACCUUCCCACUAUGGUACUCCAGAUUAUCGUAGUAAUCGUCAGAAAGCUGUGUUCGGAAGUGCUAAUACUCCUAACACAUCACAAAUAGUCACAGAAAGCCACACUGGUGGACCUCCAACGAGAGGACUAUUCGAUACUCUAGAAACUUCUCAAACUGCAUCACCCUACUUGUCAGCAACAAAUCAAAGUAUACCUUGCUAUCAACCAAGACUUUUAGUGAAUAGUAUGAAUACUUCUAUAUUUAACGAUGGUGCAAUGAGCCCUAAUGCAAAUGAAUCACAAGGUCUUUUGCAAUGGGUAACCGUUUUCGGUUUCUCUCCUAGUGAUAUGAAUACAGUUUUAGCUCACAUCUCGAGCAGAGUUCGCGUAGUGGACAAACAUCCUCCACCACAUUCACAGAGCAACUGGAUACACUUAAAAUGUGCUUCAGAAUUAGAAGCACAAAGGGCACUCGCGUGUAAUGGAAAUAUAGUAUCUGGAUCUAUAAUGAUCGGUUUGAUCCCUUGUACAGACGAGGGUGUUAUAUUAGGGUCGGAUAAAGAGAGUCGUUCAAGGAUGAACGGAAGUACUAAAUGUUUCUCGAACCUAGCAAGAGUCACUCAUUCGCCAGAAUACAGUACACCACGUACACCUGUUAGGAUACAAAAUGCAAGGCCACUGGCAACUGGUUUCAAUCAAAAUCUUAGUUCACAAUCAGUGAGAUCGCCUGAAAAUGUUCCACAGAAAUCUACAGGUUUAGUUUCGAAAGCAAUGGAAUACAUGUUUGGGUGGUAAUUUUGACUGAAGACAAUUAUACAUGCUGUUUCGAUAAUGACAAAUAUUAUUUAAUAUGUAAUUCUCCUUAUGUUCUUAUAAAAAUCGAAUGCAAUAUAGACAUGAAUAAUCCGAGAGAGGAAUAUAUAUAUAUAUAUAUAAAAGAUCCCAAAAAUGUCUGUUUACGCUUCUUUACUAUCGAUGGUACCAAAUAUAAAUCUUUAUAAACACCAAUUAUCACAUAAUGCUAUGUCUAAACUAUGUAUUUCUCUAUUAGUACUUUUUUCUACUUUAAACUACUAUCAAUAUUUAAUCGGUUCUAUCGUAAUAUAACACAGCUUACGAUUAAGGGACGUUAAAAUUACUUUCGCAAUGUUGAAUCACGUGUAUUGCAUAGAUAUUAAUUAAAAUGGUCCGUUUCUUAA